Molecule: messenger RNA, 1625 nt
Organism: Zeugodacus cucurbitae (melon fly)
Lineage: Eukaryota; Metazoa; Arthropoda; Insecta; Diptera; Tephritidae
Gene: Las
Product: lipoyl synthase, mitochondrial
Exons: 6
Coding region: 215-1387 (390 amino acids)
Biological process (GO): lipoate biosynthetic process
Cellular component (GO): mitochondrion
Molecular function (GO): lipoate synthase activity; 4 iron, 4 sulfur cluster binding
Source: RefSeq, a predicted model, not a curated record
UCAUAGCAAAUUGUCAUUCAUUCUAACAGUUUGAAAGCUAUGGUGUUUGCCAAAACAUGCAAGACCGUACGUUCCCAGCUCAAUAUCGUCGUUGUCAAAAUCAGCUGUUAAAUGUAGUCGUCCCCGCUGAUUGUUAUUUAAUUCGUACGCAUAAAUUUUGGAAAAUUAUACACGCAGCUCAAGGCACAUAAUCAAAUAAAUAGUUGAUGGCAAAAUGCUGCGACAAUGCGUGCCUAAAUCACCAGUAAGGGUGCACACCAGCGCACGGUGUUUACUCAGAGGAGCUGCAACGAAUGCGCCAGCCACAGAAGCCAACGAGAAACUCGAGGAAAUACGUGGGCGACUGGCGAAAGGACCAAAUUUCCAAGAUUUCGUACAAAAUCCGGAGUAUACGCGCGAAGAAUGGACCGCCUACGAAGGCAAAUUGCGUCGUGAGAAGGGCGAGAACGAACGUUUGCGUUUACCACCUUGGUUGAAGACUACCAUACCGAUGGGUAAAAAUUUUGCCAAGAUCAAGACGCAGUUGCGAGAAUUGAAAUUGGCUACAGUGUGUGAAGAAGCGCGUUGUCCGAAUAUCGGCGAAUGUUGGGGUGGCGGAGAACAUGGCACACAAACAGCAACUAUUAUGCUGAUGGGUGACACAUGUACGCGUGGUUGUCGUUUCUGCUCUGUUAAAACUGCCCGCAAACCACCACCACUGGAUCCCGCUGAGCCUGUGAAUACAGCUAAAGCUAUUGCCUCCUGGGGACUAGAUUAUAUUGUGCUCACUUCGGUGGAUCGAGAUGAUUUACCCGAUGGUGGUUCAAAUCAUAUCGCAGAGACGGUGCGUGAAAUCAAACAACGUAACCCAAACAUUUUCGUCGAAUGCUUGGUGCCUGAUUUCCGUGGCGAUUUGUCUUGCGUCGAGACUAUAGCCAACAGCGGUCUAGACGUGUAUGCGCACAAUAUUGAAACUGUCGAGAAGUUAACACCAUUUGUGCGUGAUCGUCGCGCACAUUAUCGUCAAACACUCGCGGUGCUACAGCAAGCCAAACAGUUUAAUCCAAAACUCAUUACAAAGAGCUCUAUCAUGCUCGGCUUGGGUGAAACAGAUGCCGAAAUCGAACAAACUCUGCUGGAUCUGCGUGAAGCUGGAGUGGAAUGCCUCACGCUGGGGCAAUACAUGCAACCCACAAAUAAGCAUUUAAAAGUGAUCGAGUAUGUAACGCCUGAGAAAUUCAAACACUGGGAGACACGCGGCAACGAAUUGGGUUUCUUGUACACGGCCAGUGGACCGCUGGUGCGUAGCUCAUACAAGGCAGGUGAAUUCUUCAUAACAAGCAUACUAAAGAAUCGUCAAGCGCCGCCAAUGCAAGCGGGGGAAACUCAAGCCACACAGGAGAAGUGAAUUGUUAUGUUUGAAGCGGUUAAAAAAUAAUUAUAAGCUUGUGACACAAAUAAAAAUCUAUAAAAUUGACGAAUGCAAGCUGAUUAUGCAUAAACAAAUUAAUUAGUUUGGAAUUGUGAUUCAUAUUUUUUGAUGUAAAAAUAUUAUUUUGUGCAAAUAAUCAAUUGUUAAAGUGAUAUAGUAUGUGCUUACACAACCGAUAUGUAGUAAAAUAUACGCUUGUUAAGAAAAAUUCAAA